ACCGUCUUUUCUAUCCACAAUUGUACUACAUCUCGAAAUGGCGGACCAAAACUGGAAAACGCAGCCACCUUACCAAGAGCCUGACCAGAAUUUUAACAAGGCACUGGAAGGAGCCUGUCACUGCGGCAGAGUAAAAUACUGGCUCAGCCAAGAUAAACCUCUAGCCUCCAAAUACUGUCACUGCGGCGAUUGUAAAGUCAUCCACGGUGCCCCUUUCCAAUGGGCAGCAAUAUUUCAAAAGUCGGAUAUGGCAUUCCAGAAAGGUGUCGAGAGCCUGCGCUUUUACAACUCAGGAUCACAGUCACCAGAACAUGAAUUACCCUGCAAAGUGAGCUGCUCUCAUUGCGGCACCCUCAUUAUGGAUGAAGGACGAAACAUGGUCCUGUUGUUUCCAACGCUCCUGUCAUUUCAAAACGAAGACCAGAAGAAGAAUUUCGCUGUCCAGUAUGUAAUUCCCCGGAAUUUCGGUUUGGACAAGAUAUCUAACAUUGCAUGCAUGUGCCACCUUUUCUAUCCGCAGCGGGUUGUGGAUAUACCUGACGGAAAACCGAAAUGGGCUGGGCUAGAUAAUAAGAGCGACCUGGUGGAUGAAGUCUGA
Messenger RNA from Trichoderma harzianum CBS 226.95, 598 nucleotides. RefSeq lists its product as hypothetical. The coding region runs from base 38 to 598 and encodes 186 amino acids. Gene Ontology annotation, molecular function: carbon-sulfur lyase activity. The record is from RefSeq and is a predicted model, not a curated record. The transcript has 2 exons. Lineage: Eukaryota; Fungi; Ascomycota; Sordariomycetes; Hypocreales; Hypocreaceae.